AUGCCUGGAAAAUCGGGCGGGGAAAGUGCACAGAAUGACGAUUUCUGGAAGGAUUCGGAUGGAAAACGACGCGAAGUGAUUAUUGCAGAAUCCCGGAAAAACGGAACGAUUUUAUCAUCUGAUAUCAACCAUCAAGAGAGCAGAUUUUCGCUUCAUCAGCGUCGUCCGUACCAUUUGUUAAGAUCCAAACGAGAUUUAAGCGACAAUGUCUACCUGCACAGAUCAAAGCGGUUCAUGAUUCCCAUUGGUAUUUCCAAGAAGAAGAGUAGUUUUCUGGAUAAUUUUCGGAAAAGAGUAAGCGCCAUCCAGUCGAACAGAGAAAAGCUGAAAAAAUCCGGAACACGUGGAAUGAAACUCAGUUUCCCUUUCUUAGGUAACAGUCAGAAUGGUGAGUGUAUUUCCUCAAAAAGAAUAUUCCGAGUCUUUCCAUGCUUUAAUCUAUUACGGUUCCCUAAUUUGCAUCGUCUCCAUUCCCUGGGAGCUCCCCAAAAAAUGCUCAGUUUGUUUGCUUUGUUUCUAACUCAUAUACCAUCAUUAAUAUCUAUACAUCUAUUUUAUCUUUGGUUCCUGUACACUCAAUGUCCUGUUUCUGUCUGUAACAAUAUCUAUCAUCUAUCUAUCCUCUAUCUAUCUAUCUAUCUCUUAUAUUUUUCCUUUCAUCUAUCUAUCUAUAUCUAUCUCUAUCUAUCUAUCUCAAUGUUUGUUUGCUUGUUUCUAUCUAUCUAUCUAUCUAUCUAUCUAUCUAUCUAUCACUCAAUAUGUUUGAUUCUAUCUAUCUCUCAAUCUAUCUGUAACUCAUUAUGUUUGUUUCUAUCUGUAACAAUAUCUAUCUAUCUAUCUAUCUAUCUAUCUAUCUAUCUAUCUAUCUCUGUUCAUUAUAUAUUUAUCUGUCUAUCUGUAACACAAUAUGUUUGUUCCUUUGUAUCUAUCUAUCUAUCUAUCUAUCUAUCUAUCUAUCUAUCUAUCUAUCUAUCUAUCUCUGUUCAUUAUAUAUUUAUCUGUCUAUCUGUAACACAAUAUGUUUGUUCCUUUGUAUCUAUCUAUCUAUCUAUCUAUCUAUCUAUCUAUCUAUCUAUCUAUCUAUCUAUCUAUCUAUCUAUCUAUCCUAUCCUAUCUAUCUAUAUCUAUCUAUCUAUCUAUCUAUCUCUCUAUAUCUAUCUAUCUAUCUAUCUAUCUAUCUAUCUCUCUAUUUCUAUUAUAUAUUUAUCUGUCUCAUCCAUCUAUCUAUCUAUCUCUAUCUAUCUAUCUAUCUAUCUAUCUAUCUAUCUAUCUCUAUCUAUCUGUCUUUUAUCUAUCUAUCUAUCUAUCUAUCUAUCUAUCUAUCCUAUCUAUCUAUCUAUCUAUCUAUCUGUCUUUGAAUAUCUAUCUGUCUAUAACUCAUCUUUCUAUAUUUGUUUUUAUCACAGCCUUUUCAAAUCUUCGGAACUCUCUGAAAAGAAUUGGUGA
Acanthosepion pharaonis is the source of this 1446-nucleotide messenger RNA. The record is from the annotation of a GenBank genome assembly. NCBI's taxonomy places the organism in Eukaryota, Metazoa, Mollusca, Cephalopoda, Sepiida, Sepiidae.